AUGUCGACUUCCCUUAGUGUCGAUGCGUCCACUACUCCAAAUUCCUCAAGUUAUAAGAUGAACGGAGGAGUGUCGCCAAGGUCAAACCUCAACCUGAAAUCACUGAGUGGUUCCAAGCCAAGUGUAAUCAGACUGUCACCCACAGACUUUAUUAAUAGCGACAAUGGGCCUGAAAAACCACUGCUCAACUUGUUUCAAGGUAGUAUCCAACCUGUAUCGCAACUGUUUUUCUCUUCAAAGCCUCCUCCUAAGCCAACCAUUCCUCUUCAGGAAAAAGGAACUUACCAAACGUUAGCGGCGUUAGCAUUAGUAUGCCUAUUAUCGUUACUUAUGUCCUUCUUGGCUACUCUGUUUUUGGACAAACUUGGUUCGUUCACCUAUGAUUUUCUAGAUGGUGUGAUCAGAACUAAUGAAUACGUGCUCGUUUAUCAAGUGUCUGUGGCCCUGAGCACACUGACGAUUUCCCUGAACGUAUGCUGUGUAUUCAUCUGUUGUCUUCAAUUUUUGUUUACCAUCAAGUUGCUCAAGACUUCUCAAGAAGUAGACAGGACAGCCUCCUAUUUGAGAAGAACAAGUCUUACAAGAACAAUAGCAAUAGGCGGUUUCUUCAUUUCCAUCCCAGUCUUCUGUACAGGGAUAAUUCUUUUUACAUUCAUCUGCUUUCAUGAGAGCCCAGCCAUUGUGACAAGUGUGGUCAUUGGACUAUGCAUAAUGUUCUGUGGAGCAGCUUCGAUUCACAAUAUGUAUCUAUGGCAAGGAAUUAGCUCAGGAUGUCAGCCAUCUACCAGGAAACUUCAUGAAUCAGGUCUUGGGCCUGACUUGACGGCUCAUGUUAACGAACUCUCAACUCUAGUAUAAUUAAAUUACUGGUACAGAGACAAUUACCUUAUGAACACUGAGUUAUGGUUUAUAUUCUGCAACACCCAGUGAUUGAGAAGCACAUUUCAAUCCAACUGUGUUUACACAGAUGUUAUCCCACUGCAGUUUAACCACCAACCUGAUGUGUUGACCAGCCAGUGAUUUGAACUCCAGUGUAAUAUAGCAAAACAUCUUUGCAUUUUACAGGAAAGACUAUAAGAUUUAUAAGAACCUAUGUUACAAAUAUAUAUAUAUAUAUAUAUGAAUUAGACUAACAUAAAAUUGUGGUCUUCAAAUUAUAUAUAUAUAUAUAAUACAAAGCAACUGAAGUUCAAACACAAGAUUUAUGUAAAUGAUUUGGUAUUUUGAAGCUAAAUCUUUUAUAUAAGUUUAAGGGAUCGGGAAAUGCAUGUAUGUUGCACUUAAACCUAAUACAGGUUACAAAUUCUUAUGGCUUGCUGUUCAUAUGACUUUUUGCAAGUGUCUUGAUCUUUUGGGUUUUGUAAAAAUAGAUCUGUAUGAUGCACAUAAACUCUCUACAGUUCAAAUUAAGAAAUGAGCAGUUAAAACGUAACAUUUUUUAUCCUUACUUUGCAAAAUCACUGUAAUUAUGUUAGUCUGAGCCAAAGUAGGGAUGAAAAAUUUUAAAUAUUAAG
Messenger RNA from Limulus polyphemus (Atlantic horseshoe crab), 1514 nucleotides. RefSeq lists its product as uncharacterized. The transcript has 3 exons. Lineage: Eukaryota; Metazoa; Arthropoda; Merostomata; Xiphosura; Limulidae. Bases 1 to 858 code for a protein of 285 amino acids. The record is from RefSeq and is a predicted model, not a curated record.